Coregonus clupeaformis (lake whitefish) is the source of this 620-nucleotide messenger RNA. Its product is annotated as mannan-binding lectin serine protease 2. The record is from RefSeq and is a predicted model, not a curated record. The transcript has 3 exons. The coding region runs from base 57 to 365 and encodes 102 amino acids. Lineage: Eukaryota; Metazoa; Chordata; Actinopteri; Salmoniformes; Salmonidae.
GUCAGCUACAGUACCCAUAAGGCUGAGGGGCUGUUCAUUCCUGUCCAGUCACAGUCAUGGACUGGUUCUAUUCAACACUCUGGCUGCUGGGUGUGUCUGUGUGUGAGAUUUGGGUUCCAGUCUCUUCUGCAGGUAUUGGCUGUGGGGAACCUGGACCGUUGCUGAAUGGAGGGGUGAAGGUCAUAUCUGGCUCUCAGAACCAGCACCUCUCAGUCAUUCAGUACCACUGCAAUGAGCCGUUCUACACUCUUCCUGAAGGGGCUAAAAGAAACUUCACAUGCUCAUCAGAUGGAAAGUGGAAAGACAGCCUGAAAAGCUCACUGAUUCCUCAAUGUAUUCCAAGUAACUCAGAGUUUCACCCUUGAGCGUGUGUGUUUGUGUCUACUGUGUAUCGUAUGUGUUCUUUCCCUGUGUGUGUGUGUAUCUACAGUCAGUCUGUUCCUGGAUGACCAGUAGGGGUCUCUGUCUGUCCCUAGUGUGUGGUCGUCCUACAGUGAACCUCCCAGGGUUUGGAAAUAUUUUUGGGUGAAAGUAUGGUAAUAUCUUAUGUAUCAUUAAGGAAAAUGUUGGGAAAUGUCAAAGGUAAAAUAUAGUAAACAUGAUUGACAUUUUAUAAUCCA